Messenger RNA from Symphalangus syndactylus (siamang), 5612 nucleotides. RefSeq names its product hyperpolarization activated cyclic nucleotide gated potassium channel 1 (gene HCN1). Gene Ontology annotation, biological process: potassium ion transmembrane transport; sodium ion transmembrane transport; regulation of membrane depolarization. The record is from RefSeq and is a predicted model, not a curated record. Gene Ontology annotation, molecular function: voltage-gated potassium channel activity. Gene Ontology annotation, cellular component: axon; dendrite; HCN channel complex. Lineage: Eukaryota; Metazoa; Chordata; Mammalia; Primates; Hylobatidae.
UGAGCCGAGCUGAGCCUCGCCUAGCUCCGGCAGCCUCAGCUUCAGCACCAGCCGCACCGGAACCCGGACCGCAGCCACUAAGGGCAGCGGCGGCGGCGGGAGCCAGGCGCGCAGCUAGCAGCUGCGCGGUCGGGAAGCAGCAGCCGCCGCCGCCGCCGCCGCCGCCGCGACGGGCAGCUGGGCUCGCGGGCAGCCGGCUCGGGCCCCCACGCUCUCGGCUACGUGUCCCCGGCGCCGGGCGGCCGGCGAGUCUGGAGCCCGCGCCGUCGCCGGCCGCGUCCUCCAGGCAUGGAAGGAGGCGGCAAGCCCAACUCUUCGUCUAACAGCCGGGACGAUGGCAACAGCGUCUUCCCUGCCAAGGCGUCCGCGACGGGCGCGGGGCCGGCCGCGGCCGAGAAGCGCCUGGGCACCCCGCCGGGGGGCGGCGGGGCCGGCGCGAAGGAGCACGGCAACUCCGUGUGCUUCAAGGUGGACGGCGGCGGCGGCGGCGAGGAGCCGGCGGGGGGCUUCGAAGACGCCGAGGGGCCCCGGAGGCAGUACGGCUUCAUGCAGAGGCAGUUCACCUCCAUGCUGCAGCCCGGGGUCAACAAAUUCUCCCUCCGCAUGUUUGGGAGCCAGAAGGCGGUGGAAAAGGAGCAGGAAAGGGUUAAAACUGCAGGCUUCUGGAUUAUCCACCCUUACAGCGAUUUCAGGUUUUACUGGGAUUUAAUAAUGCUUAUAAUGAUGGUUGGAAAUCUAGUCAUCAUACCAGUUGGCAUCACAUUCUUUACAGAGCAAACAACAACACCAUGGAUUAUUUUCAAUGUGGCAUCAGAUACAGUUUUCCUAUUGGACCUGAUCAUGAAUUUUAGGACUGGGACUGUCAACGAAGACAGUUCUGAAAUCAUCCUGGACCCCAAAGUGAUCAAGAUGAAUUAUUUAAAAAGCUGGUUUGUGGUUGACUUCAUCUCAUCCAUCCCAGUGGAUUAUAUCUUUCUUAUUGUAGAAAAAGGAAUGGAUUCAGAAGUUUACAAGACAGCCAGGGCACUUCGCAUUGUGAGGUUUACAAAAAUUCUCAGUCUCUUACGUUUAUUACGACUUUCAAGGUUAAUUAGAUACAUACAUCAGUGGGAAGAGAUAUUCCACAUGACAUAUGACCUCGCCAGUGCAGUGGUGAGAAUUUUUAAUCUCAUCGGCAUGAUGCUGCUGCUGUGCCACUGGGAUGGUUGCCUUCAGUUCUUAGUACCACUACUGCAGGACUUCCCACCAGAUUGCUGGGUGUCUUUAAAUGAAAUGGUUAAUGAUUCUUGGGGAAAGCAGUAUUCAUACGCACUCUUCAAAGCUAUGAGUCACAUGCUGUGCAUUGGGUAUGGAGCCCAAGCCCCAGUCAGCAUGUCUGACCUCUGGAUUACCAUGCUGAGCAUGAUCGUCGGGGCCACCUGCUAUGCCAUGUUUGUCGGCCAUGCCACCGCUUUAAUCCAGUCUCUGGAUUCUUCGAGGCGGCAGUAUCAAGAGAAGUAUAAGCAAGUGGAACAAUACAUGUCAUUCCAUAAGUUACCAGCUGAUAUGCGUCAGAAGAUACAUGAUUACUAUGAACACAGAUACCAAGGCAAAAUCUUUGAUGAGGAAAAUAUCCUCAAUGAACUCAAUGAUCCUCUGAGAGAGGAGAUAGUCAACUUCAACUGUCGGAAACUGGUGGCUACAAUGCCUUUAUUUGCUAAUGCGGAUCCUAAUUUUGUGACUGCCAUGCUGAGCAAGUUGAGAUUUGAGGUGUUUCAACCUGGAGAUUAUAUCAUACGAGAAGGAGCCGUGGGUAAAAAAAUGUAUUUCAUUCAACACGGUGUUGCUGGUGUCAUUACAAAAUCCAGUAAAGAAAUGAAGCUGACAGAUGGCUCUUACUUUGGAGAGAUUUGCCUGCUGACCAAAGGACGUCGUACUGCCAGUGUUCGAGCUGAUACAUAUUGUCGUCUUUACUCACUUUCCGUGGACAAUUUCAACGAGGUCCUGGAGGAAUAUCCAAUGAUGAGGAGAGCUUUUGAGACAGUUGCCAUUGACCGACUAGAUCGAAUAGGAAAGAAAAAUUCAAUUCUUCUGCAAAAGUUCCAGAAGGAUCUGAACACUGGUGUUUUCAACAAUCAGGAGAACGAAAUCCUCAAGCAGAUUGUGAAACAUGACAGGGAGAUGGUGCAGGCAAUCGCUCCCAUCAAUUAUCCUCAAAUGACGACCCUGAAUUCCACAUCGUCUACUACGACUCCGACCUCCCGCAUGAGGACACAGUCUCCACCGGUGUACACAGCGACCAGCCUGUCUCACAGCAACCUGCACUCCCCCAGUCCCAGCACACAGACCCCCCAGCCAUCAGCCAUCCUCUCGCCCUGUUCCUACACCACCGCGGUCUGCAGCCCUCCUGUACAGAGCCCUCUGGCCGCUCGAACUUUCCACUACGCCUCCCCCACCGCCUCCCAGCUGUCACUCAUGCAACAGCAGCCGCAGCAGCAGGUGCAGCAGUCCCAGCCGCCGCAGACUCAGCCACAGCAGCCGUCCCCGCAGCCACAGACACCUGGCAGCUCCACGCCGAAAAACGAAGUGCACAAGAGCACGCAGGCGCUUCACAACACCAACCUGACCCGGGAAGUCAGGCCCCUCUCCGCCUCGCAGCCCUCGCUGCCGCAUGAGGUGUCCACUCUGAUUUCCAGACCCCAUCCCACUGUGGCCGAGUCCCUGGCCUCCAUCCCUCAACCCGUGACGGCGGUCCCCGGAACGGGCCUUCAGGCAGGGGGCAGGAGCACUGUCCCGCAGCGCGUCACCCUCUUCCGACAGAUGUCGUCGGGAGCCAUCCCCCCCAACCGAGGAGUCCCUCCAGCACCCCCUCCACCAGCAGCUGCUCUUCCGAGAGAAUCUUCCUCAGUCUUAAACACAGACCCAGACGCAGAAAAGCCACGAUUUGCUUCAAAUUUAUGAUCCCUGCUGAUUGUCAAAGCAGAAAAAAAUACUCUCAUAAACUGAGACUAUACUCAGAUCUUAUUUUAUUCUAUCUCCUGAUAGAUCCCUCUAGCCUACUAUGAAGAGAUAUUUUAGACAGCUCUGGCCUACACGUGAAAUGUAAAAAUAUAUAUACAUAUACUAUAAAAUAUAUAUCUAAAUUCCCAAGAGAGGGUCAAAAGACCUGUUUAGCAUUCAGUGUUAUAUGUCUUCCUUUCUUUAAAUCAUUAAAGGAUUUAAAAUGUCCUUGUAAGAUUAUUUAUUUCUAACCUACUUUUACUUAAGUCCUUUGAUAUGUAUAUUUCUCUAUUUUAUGAAGAGUUCUUGGAUUCAAUGGAAACAAAACUGAUUUUAAAAAGGCAACUCAAAUGACCUAGCAAAUAGCACCAAUCAAAUCUUUCUUUCAUUAGCUGUGUCUCUGCAUCUAAAUUGUUAAUCAUUAAUGAUGGAGAAUUAAAUAAGAAAUCCCAUUUUAUAGAUCUAAAUUGUAUUUUGGUGCUUUCAAUUUCGAAUUAGGUUAAAGAAUGCACUACUUGCUUGGCCACCGUAGGAGACUAGCAUUGCCACUGUUAAGAAUAUCACUAAUCUCAGACAUGUUCAUUGAUCUUUCAGAAAGCUGAGGGAAAAUUAAUAUUUGUCUUCAUGUGUUAUCGGACUUUUACCAAGACUCGAUCAAUGUUAGUUGUAAAUAACUUUUUCAACCCAAAUAAAAAUAGCUAUUCUGUGUUGUAUGAAGGUAAAAGUCAUUGUUUAAGAAUUUAGUUUUAUUGCUUCACUUCAAAACUUAGAGUUUUAAAUUUUACAAAACCUGAUUGUGAGAAUUAUUCAAUUGUAAUGCAAUGGCUUGAAACCUACAAUAUUAUUUUAACCUGCAAUGUUUUAUGCAAAAUUGUAUGCUCGAAUCUACAAAUUGCUUGUAUUACACCAGAAAUCAUUACUUUUCUUUCUUCUUGCCAUAAUCAAGCAUCUGAAUAUAGUCCCUGCAUGCUUCUGGGGAAAAAAAAAAAUAGGUUCAAAUCAGUCAUUGUAGAGAAAGGCUUACAGUAUUUCUCGUUUCUAGAAAAGCAUAACAGUUCAUUAAUUGCCUAUCUUAUAAUUCCUAUAAGGCUGACUUGGAUCUCUGACUUAAGUCUAGAAGUGAGGUUUUCACUUUUAUUUAAUAUUAUUGCUAUUAUUAUUUAAAUAAUUAUUUGUAAACCACAGCUUGAUUUGGAGUUAACUGUUGUCUGUGUCUUCACUGUAGCUGGUAAUUUACUAUGGUGUUAAUUUAAAGAAAUAAAUUCAAUACAGCAUCACGUCUGUUUGGGAACACACAUUUUGCUCUAUGUAUAUUGUAACUAAAUGGUUAGUAAACUUUAAGGCAUGUGGUGACUAACGUAGCCCUUACAUAGGAGGUUUGUCAUUUUUAAUGUGUUGAAAAUAGUCCAGACAUGGUGACAGAAAGCAGGGGUAAAGUUGAAUGUCUAUGAGCGUUGUUUGUCUGUUUUCUUAACUCUUUACAUGAUCUGUGAGCACCCGCUUCUUCUCAAAGAACUCCCUUAGUAAUCAUUUGUGCCUAAUGCAUCCCACACAUGUGGAGUAUGACUGGAACACAAUUGAAAGAUUCCUAAUAACCGGCUUUGGUAAAUAACCCAAGUUAAGAGCAUGACCUAAAGUGGAGGUCUUCAGUAUCUCUGGCACUGGCAAUACAUUUAAGAACAUACAGAGAUCACACAUUAUGUGGGACAGGGCCUGCAGAUAGACCUGAGGACAGAAAACAAAAACAAAAGCAAAAACUCUAAAGUGGAUCCUUGCUGCCUGUUAUGCCUUUUGUGGAUAUAAUACCUACAAUACCAAAAUGAGUUGUUAUGUUUAAUUUCAAACAAAUCCCAACUUGUGUGGAAGUAAUUAACAAUGCUAGUCGACGUCAUGUAAUCAUCAAUAUGCUGCUGACAUAUGAUGGCAUGUCAGGAAUACUGCUGUAAGAAAGGGAUUGUUCAGUCUACCUAGAACCUAUGGGAAAGCUGCAAGACCAUUUACAUAUCAGUACUGAACUCCUUUAUUUUAUUAAAAUAUAAGAAUUAACUUCAAUUUAUUAAGAUUAUGUAUUGGUCCUUUAAAUUAUUAAAGGUUUACAUUUGAUAGGAUUAAUGGAUUUGGUAGUGAAAUAUUUUUAUAUAUAUAAAUUUUUGGUUUUUUAUUUCGAGCACUAUUGGGAAACAUAAGCAAAAUUGAAAUGCAUGGUCUUUCAGUGCAACCAUACAUCUUUUAUUCACUUUGUAAUAGAAUGGACAAAAAAACUAAAGUUUAUAUGUUAAACUUAUAAAAUGGUACAGGGUAAAUUAUAUACAUAUAUGUAUGAAUGUAUAUAUACUUAGAUUAAGAAAAAAGUGACUCACAUUCCUGUAAUAUAAGGGUCCAUUGCUAGCUGAAAAGUGACCUCCUUUCUCUGUACAUAGUGAAGCCCGUAUGUAUGGAGUUUUAAUCUGUACAGAAAGAAAUGUAUUAUUGAUUGGUCUUUCUGCUGCUGGAAAGAUAAUAGAAUAGCUGAUUCUUACAACAACUGUAUGAUCAGGGAUGAGUUAGAGUAUUUCUUUUGUCUUUGCUCAAAGCCAUACAUAUAUAAAUAUAUAUAAAGAUUAUUAAUAAAUUCAACAAAAAAUAAACUACAA